AUAAUCUCGACAUUCCCACUUCUUCCCCAACUCGAGAAAAAACCGGCUACUAAAUAAAUGCACACGUGUAAAAUAAUAUUAUGGGAUAAUAAUAAUAAUAUUCGAAUGAUUUGUUUUACUCUUACUCGAACUUGUGUAUAUAUAUAUCAAAUUCCGAGUCCUCUGAUUUUGGUAUUCCAAAAGCUUGAUCACGAGAAAAGGAUUUUUUGUUGGACGAGAAAUUUAAAACGUUUUCGAAGAUAAAUAGACCUUCUCUUACGGACGAAACCCUUGCUCUUCAGAUUUUCCACUGGUUUUUUCAAUAACCCUAGCGUGUCGGCAAAUAACUAAUUUUUUUUUGUUUUGCAGGUGGUUCGAUGUGGGACAACGAGGAGGAUAAUGGUGCUGCUGGAAGAGUUCCAGAAUUUGGUGCAAUCUUCAUGUCAAGCACCGAGACAAAGAAAGAGUGUUUUAAACAUAAUGUAUUCGCCCUACCAUCUCACAUGGGAAAAUUUGUCAAACAUAUCAAAGCUGGAAUGGUUUUAUUUCUGUUUGAAUUCAAGAAGAGACAACUGUUUGGAGUUUAUCAGGCCUCCUGUGAUGGUGCACUAGAUAUUGUUCCUCACGCAUUUAAUCAUUCAGGGAUGCAUUUCCCUGCACAGGUGUCUUUUACUCCGAUAUGGUAUUGCGACCCCCUUUCCGAGCACGAGUUUCGAGAUGCUAUCAGAGAGAAUUAUUUUUCAGCAAAGAAAUUUAAUUUUGGUUUGUCCAAAGAUCAGGUUCGCAGGCUUUUGUCUUUGUUCAGUUCAAGAAAGUUGGAAAACAAGAGGCCUCCUCAUGUGCUGGCCGAACCAGUCGUUAGAGGAGCUAGUAGGGACAAAAAACUGGCAGGUGAUGACAGAUUUGCAUUAAGCAAGAGUGGAUACAUGGAAAGGAUGGAACAUGGUGAAUUUAACCCCUUUGUAUACCGACGUGACCAUGGGAACUCAUUGGCUAGAGCUAAAGAAGCUGAAGUUUUUAUAGAUGAUGGGGUCAACACUGAACAGAAAGAACAUGCUUUUGCCGGAGGAGAUUUUCUGCCUAAAAAGAGAAGAAGAGAUACCGAUGACAGGUUGAUCAGAAACUACAUGGCAGAAAAUGGAACAUAUAACCAUGGUACUUCACAGACCCUUCAGUUUGAUUCCUCUAUGUAUUCAUCGGAUGAGGGGAGAAAAUUAGCUGAUGGUCGUCGGUUAUCGUCAGUUGAGAGGGUGCGUAAUGGAGGUCAAGUGGAUGGAGUUCUCAAUCCUGUUUUGCCGCCUGAUUACCUGAUAAACCCAUUAGACGCGAGAAGCUCUGAUGAUGAUCGGUUUAUGGAGAGGCUCAGAUUGUUUGAUGAAUAUAAGAUGGACCAUGGUUCCGGGCAGGCAUAUGCAAAAGAUCCCUAUGGAAAGCCUUUAAGCAAAAACAAGUAUGGCAUUGAUGAACACAUUCAUGAGCACAGGUUCUAUGGUGAUUUUCAUCAAAGAGAUCACGGUGUUCAACCGAUGGUUUAUGGAGAUGACAACCUGGAUUUAUUUAGGCAAACAAGGGAAGUGAUGGGCGGUAACAGGGGCUCAAUGACUAGCAAAUUGGAAAAUAGAUAUCAUUUGGACUGUGAUGGUUGUAAUAGCCCUGUUAGUGAUUUUGAGCACUCUGCUGACCUUUUGCAUAAUUUAAGAAAAACAACUGCAGGUGGAAGGUUUCCAUUCAACGAUAGGGUAGAGAGUAAACCUUAUUUUGGUACUUGUUCUAUGGAAGACUUCUCAUCUGAAAAUUUGUCACGUCCAUUGCACAGUGGUCACAGGAUUGUUCGUGACAGUAAUUAUCCGCUUGUAGAAGGAAGAGUAACUGAAAAUAUUGACGACAACAUUUUCUUCUCAACCUUCUCGACCAGGAAAAAUCGAUAUCCUGAAUGCCUUGAUGGGCGAGUAGUUAAUGAUGGAAGAUAUAUGAACAGUGACAGAGGAGACAAUGAAGAGGGUAUUCAAAUGGUUAUUAGCCCUUUCAACACGAUGGAGUAUCCGUCACCCUCUAAGCGAUCGUUUCCUGAGAAGUUAUUACCAGAAAAAAGGUGCUCUCCACUUACUGCAGCUCAUAAUUUUGACUUCUCUCGCUCAAAAUUUGAUGAUGCAGCCAUUAUAAGAGCCGCUGCCCCUUACAUGCCUGAAGAGACCAAUUUUUCUCAUGGAUACUCAGCAUCCAUGGCAGCUAAUUUGAAUUCUAAUUUAGUGCAAGAAAAUCAUCCUCACUAUGCUCCGUUGGGGAACUUCUCUUUUAAAAAUAAGUCGUCACCCUAUUACUCAGAGUUGCAGUCUAGUAGAUACCUUGAUAUCGGGCCUGAAUUUGGGAAUAAAUGUCUAUCUACAAAUGCAUCAGUACACCAAAGUCCAUUGCUUCAUAAAACCACUGGUUCUGUUCUGAACUCCAAAUUGUCUAUGCACACAGAUGUCAAUAACUCUGCUCAUGUUAAUCACAGUGGUCCAUUGUUUCCAAUUUCUGCACCGCCACCUUACAGUGGUUCCGAAAAUACCGAGAGAGAAAAAGGAUUGUUGUUUGCUUAUCCCUCCAAUUCUAAUGAAAAUCAUUGUGCAUUUGAUAGGAAUCUUCCUACAGCAUCCCAACAUGAGAGUGAGCAUGCUCCUCUGCAGGAUAUGUACAUGUUUGCUGGCGAAGAUUUCAUUCGCUCUGGAGCAAAGGAUGUUGGUGUAAGUACUUAUCCAGAAAGAGAGAUUGCAAGUUAUGAGGGUCUGUAUAUGAAUCCGAAGGAGAACAAAAGAGAUGUUGCAAGUUAUGAGAAUCUGUAUAUGAAUCCGAAGGAGAAACGUGAAAUUUCUGAAGCUCCAGAUUUUGGCUCCAAUGUCAACAGAAAAAGUGUUUUCAGUCGCUUGACUUCCAGACAUGAACGCCAGUUGAGUGAAAGAAAAAGUGACAGAGAUUUUAAUUGCCAAGGCGGUUAUACAGAUGCAACAGCUGAUGAAGUAAUGGAGAUGUUGAAGCACGCUAAUAAUCUGUCAGCUAGGAAGCCUAAGAAAUCCAGAGUAGUUGCGCAACCUGAACAUGGAAAAUCUGCUCUAGACGGAAAGCAGAUCAAGGGCAAUAUUGAGAUUAAUCACUCAGCAAUGGAAAAAGAAAAGCCAAUUGAUAUAAGUAAGGCUAUUACAGAGAGUAUUGAUGAAGCGCCUGAAGAGACUCGAGUUACGGAUUUCAAGCGUCGUAGUGAGAUAGAUAAAAAAAGCUUAGUUAGGACCGGAAUUGAACCAGCAAGUAAGGCUAUUCCAGAGAGUAUUGAUGGAGGGCUUGAAGAAACUCGAGCUAUGGAUUUCAAGCGUCGUAGUGAUACAGAUAAAAGCUUAGUUAGGACCGGAAUUGAAUCACCCACAGGUAAUAAAAUUAUUGUUGCUAAUGAAGAGGCCAAGAGUUCCACGAAGACAACUCUGAAACGCAAAAAGCUGGUCAGACCCGUCUUUAGAAACAAUGAAGGCAGUGAUUCACCGCUUCCUCGUCAGAUCCUUGACAAAGGUGAUAAACAAAGUUGUGAAAAAUCCAUUAGCAUUCAUGAAACUAAGAUGCCCAACGCUAAUACUAGGUUAGAAAAUGUUCAAGCUUCAAUAAAUCGUCAAUUCACGGGUGGCGAUAUAAAAGAGCCCUCAAAUUCUGAGGAGCAAAAGGAUUUGCCAUCCGCAAGCAAUGAGCUUAAAGAACAUGUUGCAUCAAAUACGGGUCUUCAAAUUGGCAGCCCACAAGUUCUCCUCGAGGAAACAAUUCAGCUUAAUAAGAGCCAUGGUAUCAAAACUUCUACUGAAGGCGUUUUGUCCGAAGAUAUUGAUGCCAAGGUCAGCAGCUUCAAUCUCGAGGAAUUAAAUUCAGAAGGGUUCAAACUCGCUGCUGGUUGUAGGGACAACCUUAUAGAGGAGGAGAAAUUACGGAUGUUGAGAAGUAGAAUGAAAAUUAUUAGAACUAACUGGACAGGUAUGAAGCCUUCUCAAUAGGAACAUGCCACUGCCCGCUUAUAACACUUGUGCAUUCAUUGCUACACAUCUCCUUCAACCCCUCCUCUAUGGUUUUUGGUCACUAUAUCAGUUUUACAAAACGACGAGUCUUGAAAAAGAUUUGGCAGUUUUGUUAGUGACGUGUACUUGCUGGCCGUUUUUGUUAUCUUUGUUUGAAGAAAGCCUGGAGUAAUACAUCUCUAGCAUUUCUGAAAGCGAAGUGCUGGCAGGACAACUGAUUAGGGGAAUAUAUUUUUGGAUAAUCUUUUUGUGCUUGGUGGCUAGCCCUGCCUUACAAGAUAGUUCUCUUCUGCUUCUUUGUUUUGUUUUUUUUUUUUUUUUUUUUGUAAAGUUCACACCCACUACAGCUAUGGAGGGAGAUGUGUUAUUAAGCAAUAGCCAUGUUCGAGUAAAAUUCCAUAAGAUGUAGAUAGCAGUAUAGCUACUGUGACUUGCGCUGUUUUUUUUCUUUUUUCUUGAAGAAAAUAUAUUUUGAUAUUGAACAUACUUUUGGGGGUGUAUGCAAUGUUUUCACUUAUUUCGUAAGAAGGUUUUGA
Erythranthe guttata (spotted monkey flower) is the source of this 4546-nucleotide messenger RNA. RefSeq names its product DCD (Development and Cell Death) domain protein. The record is from RefSeq and is a predicted model, not a curated record. NCBI's taxonomy places the organism in Eukaryota, Viridiplantae, Streptophyta, Magnoliopsida, Lamiales, Phrymaceae.